AUGUAUCAAGAACCAUCAAAUUGGUCCUUACAUGAAUUGUCUAACUAUAAGUUCGGACGUCAAUCUUUCUGUGUUACUAAUUUUCCUGAAUCGGUUUGGAACGCUUGUUCAGGUUUUGGAAAUGUAUUUGAUCUUUUCAUCUCUAAUAACAAAUCAAUUUUGGGUAAAUGUUUAGGAUUUGUUCGCUUUAAAGGAGUUCAUAAUCUUGAUGAUAUGGUUAACAGUCUUUGUGGUAUUUGGUUUAGGUAUUGUAAACUAUUUGCUUCCUUGCCAAGAUUCGAUAAGAAGCGUUCUUCACAGACUCCUCAUUUUAUAACCUCUAAAGUUGUGAAACAGGAUUCUCAUGGAAACUCUUAUGCUAGUGUGCUUAAAGGGUCAUUUUAG
Molecule: messenger RNA, 384 nt
Organism: Lactuca saligna
Lineage: Eukaryota; Viridiplantae; Streptophyta; Magnoliopsida; Asterales; Asteraceae
Source: the annotation of a GenBank genome assembly